Lutra lutra (Eurasian river otter) is the source of this 2366-nucleotide messenger RNA. RefSeq names its product GH3 domain containing (gene GHDC). Gene Ontology annotation, cellular component: cytoplasm. Lineage: Eukaryota; Metazoa; Chordata; Mammalia; Carnivora; Mustelidae. Gene Ontology annotation, molecular function: acid-amino acid ligase activity. The record is from RefSeq and is a predicted model, not a curated record.
UUUAAAGCCACGGCUCCAUCUUCCUGGCUGGCUGUGUACACAAACCGGAGGGCCCAGGGGUUCCUGGGUGCUGAGAGUGGGCACAAGUGGGCUGUGACAGGUGCAUGUGGGACAUGGAAUCACCACCAGGGGCUCAGGAGGGACCUGAAGCUGGGACUGGGAGGGUCCUGGGCUGAGGCCGAGCCACUCGGAGGUGGGAGUGGGCUGGACGGGGCAUUCAUGGGGCAGCAGUCUCUGUGUGCCAGGCACCGUGGCAAACCCUUUCUGUAGCUUCUGCGGAGCUAUUAGUGUUCCCAUUUUACAGAUAGGGCAAUGGAGCCCAGAGCAGCUAGCUGACUUACCCGGGGCCCUACCGCUAACCAAGUGGCAGCGCCAGCGUCCAAACUCAGGAGCUGCUUGGAGAUGCUGCUGCUGCUGCUGCUGCUGCUGCUCCCCCUCCUCCUCCUUCUGCUGCUGCUGCUGCCACCCCUGGCCCUGCUCAGGCAGUCCCAGGAUGCCAGGCCGUCCUGGCUUGCUGGCCUCCAGCACCGUAUGGCAGGGGGUGCCCUGUGCUGGGCAGCCGCCUGGCAGCAAAGGAGACUAGAGCAGAGCACACUGCACGCAGGCCAGAGCCAGCAGCAGGCCCUGACGUGGUGUCUGCGAGAAGCCCGAAGGCCCCUCGGUCCCCUCCAGGGGACCACAGAUACAAGCACCUUCCGGAACCAUCUCCCUCUGAUCAAGGCCAGCCAGGCCCAGGAGGAGGAAAGUGGGGGGCAGCUCCUGCCCCCUAUGUCAACCCAGUGCUACGGGGAAGCAUCCCUGCAGGCUACCUUGCUGGGUCUGGCAGCCCUAAGCAAGGCCUUCCCAGAAGUGCUGACUCCAGGAGGCAUUGCCUGUGUGACCCCUACAUCUCCCUGGCCUCGUCCCCUCCCCUGGCCUUGGCGCAUCCUGGACCAGGUUGUUAGUGCUCCUGGGGCCAAGCACCCUGGGGCCCUACUGCUAGAGGCACUGAGGUCCCCAGGGCUGCGGGCACUGGAAGCUGGGACGGCCACCGAACUCCUGGAUGUCUUUUCCGGCCUGGAGGCCAAUGGUGAAGAGCUGGCUGAGGCAAUGGCUGCUGGGAACCCGGGGUCUCCUCUCCCCAGCCGGGCAGCGGAGCUGCGGGAGGCCCUAGACCUGGGGCCCCGAGGACUGGCCCUCCGACUCUGGCCAAAGCUACAGGUGGUGGUGACUUUAGACGCAGGAGGCCAGACGGAGGCAGUGGCUGCCCUGGCGGCCUUGUGGUGCCACGGGCUAGCCUUCUUCUCGCCUGCUUACGCCGCCUCUGGAGGGGUAGUGGGCCUAAACUUGUGGCCGGAGCAAGCCCAUGGACGCUACCUUCUGCCCCCUGGAGCUCCUUUUAUCGAGCUGCUCCCAGUCAAGGAAGGAGCCCAGGAAGAGGCAGCCUCCACCGUCCUGCUGGCCGAGGCCCAGAAGGGCGAGGAGUAUGAGCUGGUGCUGACCAACCACGCUGGCCUCGCCAGGUGCCGCCUGGGUGACGUGGUGCAGGUGGUCGGGGCCUACAACCAGUGCCCGGUCGUCAGGUUCGUCCGCAGGCUGGGCCAGACCCUGAAUGUGCGAGGAGAAGACAUUCAAGAGGACGUGUUCACUGAGGCCCUGGGCCGGGCCGUAGGGCAGUGGCCAGGGGCCAAACUGUUAGACCACAGCUGUGUGGAGAGCAGCAUUCUGGAUUCCUCCCAGGGCUCUGCUCCCCACUAUGAGGUGUUUGUGGCGCUAAGGGGGCUGAGGAACCUGUCAGAGGAAAAUCGAGACAAGCUUGACCACUGCCUUCAGGAAGUCUCUCCCCGCUACAAGUCCCUGCGGUUCCGGGGCAGCGUGGGCCCUGCCAGAGUUCACUUGGUGGGGCGCGGGGCCUUCAGAGAACUCCGGGCCGCCCUUGCAGCCUGCCCCUCAUCCCGCUUUCCUCCCGAGAUGCCCCGGGUCCUCAGGCACAGGCAUCUGGCCGAGUGUCUGCAGAGGAGGGUGUUGUCCUGAGCCGAGGCCUCCCUGCUGGCCCAUCCCCCUUCAUAGGCCACCUCGCUCCUUCCUCUGCGGCCUCUCUGGAUGGGAACCCUCCAACAGGGUCUUCGACACUGUGUCACCUGACAGUGGCUCAUCAGAGCUGCCAGGCCUUAGGGAUGUGCGACCUAGUCAGCCUGUGCUGAGCUGCUGAGCAGCAGAUGCCUGCAGGGGGAUGCCCGGAGCCUGGAGGCCCCCUCCAGAGGACACUGCUAGAAGUCCCGCACACGCCACGCUCCCGUGUCUCCAGCCCAGUGCACCAUGCAGGCCGCAAGUGUUGGCAGUUCAGACCCCUGGGAGCGGCCCUUUGCAAGAAACAGGAGUGGGAG